This is a messenger RNA of Postia placenta MAD-698-R-SB12, 1090 nucleotides long. RefSeq lists its product as hypothetical. The record is from RefSeq and is a predicted model, not a curated record. Bases 1 to 654 code for a protein of 217 amino acids. Lineage: Eukaryota; Fungi; Basidiomycota; Agaricomycetes; Polyporales; Adustoporiaceae. The transcript has 4 exons.
AUGCCUCCGCUUCAUCCGUUCAGGCGCGCGGCAGGAGGCCGUCAGUGCCCUCUGCCUGAUCGACGACUUCCCAACCUAUUCAGUCGCCCGACCGAUCCGUCCGCCUGUUGGAAACCUACAGAAUUCCCUGUCGUCACAUGUGGCCCUCACCACCGGACGAAGGUCUGGUCGCUGAAGCUUCUUGCGACCUGUGUUUUUCCGAACUCGAAGCUCGGGUUUCCUCCUGAUAUUCCCCACAGAAGCGACCGAUACUUCGCAGGGCAGGGAGUGCCACGGAGGGCGCCGGGUGGCCGCCCGAGAAGACGUACGGCAUCGGUGUCUAUGACCCAUAUGGCCCUGUCCUUCGCCGGUGAUUUUGCGUAUCACUUCCUGCCUUGCGCACUCAAUAAGUUGCCACUUCGUCAUCCAAUCUGUCCUCGAGACCUUAUUACCCCGACUCGGCACUCAGAUCAGCGUCCACGAUCUUGGCGCUGCUCAGUCGGAGUUAAGCUCGAGCAUAUACCUCUCGAGCUCGAGCUCGAGUCUGAGUCCGAGUCCGAGUCCGAGUCCGACCUCGACCUCGACCUCAGUCAGGCCAUAUCGCAAACUCACCACGCCACACUUCUAGUGUUGUGCCUGGAGAAGCUGCGCCCGAUAGGUCCACACGGCUCUUGACAAUCGCGGUUAUUUGACAGCCCCCUGGGGCAGUAGAGGCUGCCGGAAUCGAGAGGUGAGGAAAAUCAUCGUAGCAGACCGCAUGCAGCAAUGUUCUCGCUGCAAUCUCUAUCGACCUACUGCCGCCGCUAUGCUCCAUCGAAACACCAUGCGCUGUAGUGUGUGCUCGAGGGACGACAGAGGUAGUGCGAUGUCGUACAUAUGGUCAUGCGUGUGUCAGUGCCCCGUUGGAACAGUCGAGGUGCUGUAGAUCCUGUCUGCUAGCGUGCUGAUUAGGACCCUCGUCCUCGCCGACGAACGCGCUAGUCCAUACUCAUCCUCGAGCACAUUCGAGUGUCGACACGGUCCUCGUCUGGUUCGCCGGUGCCGGUAGGAUUUCUUCCCAUUCUUGUCACUAGGCGGGCUUCGCAAUACAUAUCGUGGCGUAUGGCGUGCG